AUGGGCCCCGGCAAUGACGUCCCGCCAACACUGAAAACGGGUACUUUUUCGCCUGGAAACUGCCAACGCGCAGCCCUGCCGACCAUCAUCAUCUCGAUGGCUGUUGAGGACGAAGAUGAAGCCGAGGAGGACCAAUUCCUUAACCUUCUCGAGAGCCGCGACCUGCAAAAAUUUGUCGACGAGUCGCUGGACGACGGGCAACACUCGCACAGUGAGGAGGAAGACGCGGCCGCCGAGAAGGACCUGUCCGCCGAGUACAGCCGUCAAAAACCCGCCGAACUGUUCGAGAACUACGCGAGUACUUUUUCGGAGUUCCGCGAUGGUGUCAUGGAGACGGAGGGCGAGGACCUUGGCUUUGGACAUCGGGAGGCGAUCAAAACGGAAGUGCAGAGCACUCGUUCGAUCAUCCGCUUUGUGAAAAUCGCCUACCCAGAAUUUUGCGGGCCGGAUGUGGCGUUGGACAUGCAGCCGCUGCAAGCCAGCUCGUCGGCUUUGCGCUCGAUCGUGACGCAGAAUCGGGCGAGCAGCGACUUUUCGCGGCGGGUCGUCUACUGCAUUGAUGAGCUGAGCGAUGUCCAUUCGGGAGCCGACCGGCCCGCCGAGCAGUUGAUGAACAUCGAUGAGCAGCGGAUUGGCCGGCCCAGCCCGUCGAUCAGCAACUUGAUGUUCGAGAGCCGGUUUGAAAGCGGAAAUUUGCGAAUGGCCACCCUGGUCGGUCCCAACCACUACGAGCUGAUCCUGUCGCCAGAUAUCAACCAGACGCGCGACCACUUCCAGUGGUUCUACUUUGAGAUCUCGAACAACCGCGCCAACGUCCCCUACACGUUUGAGAUCAUCAACAACCUCAAGACGACGAGCAUGUUUGGGAAAGGGAUGCAGCCGGUGAUGUUCUCCGUGACCGAGGCGACGAGCGGGCGGCCGGGCUGGGUCCGGGCCGGGCAGCAAGUUCACUACUAUCGAAACCUCUACACGAUCGGCAACGAUGAUGACGAGAAUGCGAAUGAGAAGCCGAGGGCUCUCUACACUACCCGCUUUUCCGUGUCGUUCCGCCAUGCCGCCGACGUUGUAUACAUCGCCUACCACUUCCCGUACACGGUUGCCCUGUGGCGCCAAUUCGGCCUGCCCCGCGUCUACACGAUGGAGAGCACCUACUGCGGCUUUGACACCGGCAAAUAUCGCGGUCAACAGAUUGGCGUCUACGAGCUGAAGGAGAUGGGCGCGAAGCUGGUCUCCGCGUUCCCGCGCCUCCAGAAAGCGCUCGUCAGGGCCGGCAGCGAGGGCAAGGAGAACGAGAAUUCUUCUGAUCGGAAGUCAUCAAAGAAGGGCCGCCUCAGCCGCAGCCACUCCAGCAAACGCCAAAAGUCGGCGCAAGGCCGCCGCAACGGGUCGAAACAGUCGAUUGCC
Messenger RNA from Mesorhabditis spiculigera, 1404 nucleotides. The record is from the annotation of a GenBank genome assembly. Lineage: Eukaryota; Metazoa; Nematoda; Chromadorea; Rhabditida; Rhabditidae.